ACACGUGUGAGCGCAGUAUUUUAUAGAAUUUCAAGACGAUAGCAAUGUUAAUUGUAUGUCCAGUGUAUAUUAUUUGAAGGCCAGCGAAUAAAAUUGCCGCGUUUGUUCCGAGUAAUCUCCGAAACAGCUAGACCGAUUUUGACCGAUUUUGGCGGGAAGGUAGUUCAUGUAUGCGGACAUAUUAUAAGAUUGACAACGAACCAAGCUAAAGCUAUUAGCAGAUUGAGAUAAUUGCAUAAGGAUGCAGCAAAAAAUGAAGUACCACAAGCAUUGUAGUGACGCAUCUAAUUGGUUUCUGAACGAGUUGGGGAGUCGCGUAGUCGCUAACACUGGCAUACCCUCAGACAGACAUCACAUCGGCAAACUCAUCCUGCAGAGCCUUAAAGAUGCACCGAGUAACAUCCUGCAGAUCGACGGUGGUACCGGAGAAAUAGAUACAUUUCAAGAUGUACUGGAACGAUCAGUUGGUUGUGCGAAUGCUUUCCGAAAGAUAGGAUUAAGAGGCGAUGAUGUAAUUGUCAUUAUGGCACCGAAUUGCAUCCACCUGACAACAUCUAUGUACGCUGCCUUCUAUUUAGGCUUGAUAGUUGCCGGUGUCGAUAGUACACUUGGAAUCAAGGAGCUACAGGACACCUUUAAAAUAUGUUUACCUAAAGUAAUAUUCUGUCUAAGUGAAAGAGAAAAAGAUGUUGAGGAUGUAAUAAAAAAGAUGAAUUUAGACGCAAAAAUAGUGACGUACAACAACGGUGGAAAAUGUGACUUUAUGGAGUUUAUACAAAAAUAUGGAAGGGACACGUCUGUGGAGGAUUUUAAGCCUGCAGACUUUGAUCCAGACGAGAGAACCUGCUUACUGAUCUCUACAAGCGGAACCACUGGCACACCUAAAUCUGCUGCACUUACACACAAGAACCUCAUGUAUAGUCUACCUUAUGUAUGGAUGAUCACUUCCAAGUUCCCGUCGCCAGUUGAUAGAGUUCUGAUAGUGUCGCCCGUUCAAUGGCUGUCAGCUAUAUUCAGUUUCAUUUUAUCGCCCAUGAUGAAGUUCACGAGAAUACAAACGUCCCUACCAACCACUUCGGAACAUACGUAUGAUCUUAUCAACAAAUAUAAGCCUGAAUUCAUGAUAAUCAGUCCGACGAUGGCAAUAACACUGACGAAGCGUGAAACACGGGACAAUUGUGACUUCUCGUGUUUUAAGUAUAUAUUGAUAGGGGGCAGUGCUGUGCCUCCAACACUGCUAGAAAAUUUAAAGAUGAUAACACCGGAAACGGAAACUUACGUAGCAUAUGGUUGCAGUGAAAUUGCUGGCCUUGCAUUAAACCACGUGUCGGCUUUUCCAGGCUCUAUUGGCAGAUCAUUGCCACAUCUUCAAUAUCGACUAAUUGAUCCGGAAACUCAGAAAGAUAUCUUGGAACCAAAUGUAACUGGUGAACUUUGGCUGAAAGGACCUGUUACUUUUAAGGGUUACUACAACAAUCCACAAGCAACAGAAGAAAUAUACGCUGAAGAUGGAUGGCUUAAAACAGGUGACCUUGUGUACAGAGACGAGAACUGGAACUUCUUUUAUGUCGAUCGUUCGAAGAUGCUCCUCAAAUAUCGCAAUCACCAUAUAUCGCCUACAGAGGUAGAAUCAGUGAUUAUCAAACAUCCAGGUGUCCUGGACGUGGCAGUUACAGGAAUCCCGGACGAUGAAUGUGGGGAUCUGGCCGUCGCAUGUGUCGUGCCCCAAGAAAACACAACAAUCACCGCGCAAGAGAUCAAAGAUUUGGUUAAAGAUUCACUGGCGGAUACCAAACAGCUGAGAGGAGGAGUUAUAUUCAUGAAACAGCUUCCUUUAACUUCGACAUCUAAAGUGAACAGAGCCAUGCUGAAGAAAUUGGCAAAAAGUAUGGAAAGAGAGAAUAUCGCAAUAACACUAUUUCGAUGUUUGAUUAAAAUAAGAUUUUUACUGUCUAACAGGAUAAUGAAGUACCACAAACACGCCAGUGAUGCCGUAUUUUGGUAUUUGAAUGAGUUGGGAAGUCGCGUGGUCGCUAACACUGGCAUACCCUCAGACAGACAUCACAUUGGGAAACUCAUCCUGCAGAGUCUUAAAGAUGCCCCCGACUUUAUUAUGCAGGUUGACGGUGGUACUGGUAAAUUUGACACAUUUCAAGAUGCACUAGAGAAAUCAGUCGCUUGCGCGAACGCUUUCCGAGCUAUCGGAUUGAAAGCCGAUGACGUCAUUGUCUUAAUGGCUCCCAACCACAAUGAUCUGGCCAUGUCUGCAUAUGCUGCUCUGUAUUUAGGGAUAAUUGUGGCCGGUGUUGAUAUGUCACUUGGAAUCGAGGAACUUGAAGAUACUUUUACAACAACAUCGCCCAAAGUAGUAUUUUGUGAAAGUGAAAAAGCUGGGGACGUCGCGGAAGCAUUGAGUAACAUAAAGUUAGAUGCUAGAAUAAUUACGUUAAACAAUGCAGGAAGGAAUGACAGUUUCUCAGAAUUCAUUACAAAAUAUGGAAACAAUUCUCCAGUCGAAGAAUUCAAAGCUGUUGAACUUGAUCCAGAGAACAGUUCGUGUUGGUUGCUUUCAACAAGCGGUACAACAGGAGCACCAAAACAUGCUACGUUGACGCAUACAAAUAUUAUAAUGGGAUUUCCCAAUUUAUGGAUCAUGAGCUCUACGUUUCCCACACCAGUUAAGAGUGCUCUAGUUACUUCUCCUGUGCAAUGGUUGUCCGCGAUAUUUACUUUAAUUUUAUCGCCGAUUUUAAGAUUCACUCGAAUUCAAUCCUCUUUGCCUGUUACAAGAGAACAUGCGUAUUUUUUAAUUAACAAAUACAAGCCCACCUAUGCGAUAUUUAGUCCUCCAAUGGCAACUACUCUCACGAAACCUGAAGAAUGUGACAAAUGUGACUUCUCAUGUUUUAAGAUGUUGCUACUAGGAGGUAGUGCCGUGUCACAAACUCUCUUGGAAAAUGUGAAGAAAAUUGCGACUGAAGCUGAGGUGUACGUGGUAUAUGGCUUCAGUGAAAUAGGAUGUUUUGCUUUUAAUUUUGUAUCAUCUGCCCCGGGGUCAGUGGGUAGGCCUUUGGCAUAUCUUCAACAUAGAUUGAUCAAUCCAGAUACUCAAGAAGAUAUAUUGGAGCCAAAUAAAACGGGAGAGUUAUGGGUGAAAGGACCAGUUACAUUCAAAGGAUAUUACAACAAUCCUGAGGCAACAGCAGAAGCAUUUUUGGAAGAUGGAUGGAUAAAGUCCGGAGAUCUUUUCUAUAGAGACGAAAACUUCAACUACUUUUUUGUCGAUCGCUUGAAGAUGCUUCUCAAAUAUCGCAAUCAUCAAAUAUCGCCUACGGAAAUAGAAUCAGUGAUUAUCAAACAUCCAGGUGUCCUGGACGUGGCAGUUACAGGAAUCCCGGACGAUGAAUGUGGGGAUCUGGCCGUCGCAUGUGUCGUGCCCCAAACCAACUGUACGCUGACUGCGCAGGAGAUCAAAGAUUUAGUUAAAGAAUCACUAGCGGACACCAAACAGCUGAGAGGAGGAGUUAUUUUCAUGAAGCAACUUCCUUUGACUUCGACUUCAAAAGUGAACAGAGCCAUGCUGAAGAAGAUUGUUAGAGAUAUGAAGAGAGAAUAAGUAGUUAAUAUUGUAACAG
Molecule: messenger RNA, 3635 nt
Organism: Papilio machaon (common yellow swallowtail)
Lineage: Eukaryota; Metazoa; Arthropoda; Insecta; Lepidoptera; Papilionidae
Exons: 24
Coding region: 242-3616 (1124 amino acids)
Biological process (GO): fatty-acyl-CoA biosynthetic process; long-chain fatty acid metabolic process
Molecular function (GO): long-chain fatty acid-CoA ligase activity
Source: RefSeq, a predicted model, not a curated record